Staurois parvus is the source of this 480-nucleotide messenger RNA. The record is from the annotation of a GenBank genome assembly. NCBI's taxonomy places the organism in Eukaryota, Metazoa, Chordata, Amphibia, Anura, Ranidae.
AUGGCGGAUCAGGAGAAACUACCACCCGGGUGGGAGAAGCGGAUGAGCCGCAGCUCCGGACGUGUCUAUUAUUUCAACCACAUGACUAAUGCCAGCCAAUGGGAGCGACCUACUGCAGGUGGGAAGAAUGGGCAAGGUGAACCAACCAAAGUGCGAUGUUCUCACUUGUUGGUAAAGCAUAACCAGUCCAGGCGUCCUUCAUCGUGGCGGCAAGAGAGAAUCACACGCACCAAAGAGGAGGCCUUAGAACUUAUUAAUGGUUAUAUACAGAAAAUCAAAUCUGGUGAUGAGGAUUUUGAAGCUCUAGCCUCUCAGUUCAGUGAUUGCAGUUCUGCCAAAGCUGGAGGGGAUUUGGGAGCAUUUGCUAGAGGGGCCAUGCAGAAACCAUUUGAAGACGCUUCCUUUGCUAUGCGACCAGGAGAAAUGAGUGGUCCAGUGUUCACGGAUUCUGGCAUCCAUAUUAUACUCCGCACAGAGUGA